AAGAACCAAUUAUUAUUUUUAAAAUUACUUAUGCUCGAUUUUCUAAGUCAAGCCAUUAAGAGACAUGAGAUUUAUUGAAUUUUUUCUAGGUAGGUCCGAUGAUGAUUACACAACAAAAUUUUCAGUGAAAUACGUAAUGCAUGAAAUGUAUACAACUGUAAAAAGAUGAAUGACAGUGAUAUUGGUGAAUAUUUGCCAUCGCUUCUAAACCCCCGUUCGAUAAAGAAAUCUUGUAAUUUAAAUCUUACUCAGGAUUCUUCGCUUAGUCGCUCUUCAUUAUCACUGAAAAGAUGUAAUGUUGUAACCAAACUUAAAGAAGACCGUAAGAAGGACAAAGAAAAUGUGAUUUUUAAAUGCAAUAAAAUAACUCAAAGUAUAGCAAAUAAAAAAAAUCUUAGUUUUUCUAUUAUAGAAGAUUUAAACUGUACUAAAGAUUCAACUAUAUUAUUAUCUAACUUUUCAAUAAGUAUAUCUGACAAUAAAUAUUCGAUUUUUUCACACUCUUCAGCAACAGAAUUAAGUUGCGAUGACACAUUAUAUGAUAUAACAAAUAAUUUACACAAAAUUGGUAAACGGAAGAAUAUCAAUAAUAAUUAUUCCAAAAUGAGUACAAAAGACUUUGAAGUUUUUAAAUGUGAAAAAGAGAUGGCCACAGACAAAUUAAAACAAUUAAAAAGAUCAGCAGUUUCUGUCAACAUAGAAAAGAAAAAAGCAAAGUUGUCACCUCAAGCCAUAGAAGAAAAUAAAAUUCUUUUUUUGAACACAAGUGAUAGAAAAAAACUGUCAGAUGUCAUAGUUCAGCCAACAAAUUAUAAAUUGAUUAAAGAGAAAAUUAAAGAGAGAAAUAAACUUGUAGCUGCUACGAGGAACUCUCUUAAAUCUUAUGGACUGAGGAAUGGGAAUAAUCUAAAACAACAGUGUAUCAAUUCAUAUUUUAGUUGUCGGUCAAAAGUCUCGGAUGUGGCGUCAGAUCAAAAGAAUGGUGCAAAUUUAACAAGGCAGAAAAUUGCACAUAAUGCGCCGAAUGACAUGAGUAAGAAUUUGUGUAUCACUGCGACGAGACAAGAUGUUGCCCAGCCGACUAAAAAGAAGAAUGAAAUUAUCAAGACACCGAGGAAACUUUCACAUAGGUCCAUGUCUCCUCGAAUGGAGACAAGAGAAGAUCCUCAACCCCCUAAAUUAAAGAAUGAGAGAGUUGGGUCCUAUUCACCGAGAAAAGUUGUUGAGUCCAUACAGUUCAAUUUACCAACAAAGUCAAGAUCAAAUAAAACAUCAACUGUCUCCAAAGUUAUACCACACUAUAAAAUUGUAGCAGGAACACAUUUUGCAGUCGACGCAUUUUGUUACGGCGAGAUCGCGAAUGUAAAACAUUAUUUUUUAACUCACUUUCAUUCUGAUCACUAUUCGGGGCUAAAAAAAAGCUUUAACAAAAUGCUAUUUUGUUCGAAAAUUACAGCGGAUUUAUGCAUAUCACGAUUAGGAGUUUCCGUGAAAUGUAUUCAUAUAAUGAACCUUGAUGAACCAAUUAAAAUUGAUGGGGUCGAAAUUACAGCCAUUGAUGCUAACCAUUGCCCUGGUGCAGUGAUGUUAAUUUUCACACUACCUAAUGGAAAAAGCAUGCUCCACACUGGUGACUUUAGAGCUUCACCGACCAUGGAGUCCUAUCCCGUUUUCUGGAAUAAGGAUAUCCAUACUGUAUAUCUGGAUACAACAUACUGUAACCCUAGAUAUGAUUUCCCUACACAAGAUGAAAGUUUGGAAAUGGCGUUAUACCACCUUCGACAGAAGAAGGCUGCCCUGGAAACAGCCAAGAAGAAGUUCUCGUCUGUACUUAUCGUUUGCGGGACUUAUACGAUUGGUAAGGAGAAAUUCUUUCUGGGAAUGGCGCGUCGUGUGGGUUGUACUGUCUGGGCUUGUCCAGAGAAGGACCGUGUCCUCCAAGCAGUCGAGGGGCGUAGCUUUAGCCACGCUCCACCGCAAUCGUGCCAACUUCAUGUCGUGCCUAUGAGGGAUCUUACGCACGAGAAGCUUCGAAGCUAUUUGGACAGCUUGCAAGGGGCGUUUACAGAAAUAGUCGCGUUUAAGCCAAGCGGUUGGGAGAAUGGAAGGAACUCGUGCGUCGAAAAGGACUCUGUUACGAUACAUGGUAUACCAUACAGUGAACAUUCUAGUUUUUCCGAAAUGAUUCGCUUUGUUAAGUUUUUGAAACCGAAGCAAGUGAUUCCAACCGUCGACAUUACUGGCGGCAUCAAGGCUGUGCAGAAAUACUUUCCGUGUCCCCUGAUAUACAAGGAAGAUUUGCAAAAUCAGAGCAAACUGACGGAUUACAUUAGCAUACAGUGUCGACACCAGCCCGCCGUAACCUGAAUGUUUAUUUAACAGAUUCAAAAUUUAAAUGUGGAAUGCAAACUGUCGUGACAUGGACUGUAACAUUUUUUAAAUAUUGUUUAGCGUUUUAAUAUUUAUGAAAAUGUUGUAUUUGUGAAUAUUUUUGAAAUAAACUUGUACAUUUCGUAA
Messenger RNA from Pieris brassicae (large cabbage white), 2517 nucleotides. RefSeq names its product DNA cross-link repair 1A protein-like. Gene Ontology annotation, molecular function: 5'-3' DNA exonuclease activity; damaged DNA binding. The record is from RefSeq and is a predicted model, not a curated record. The coding region runs from base 166 to 2367 and encodes 733 amino acids. Lineage: Eukaryota; Metazoa; Arthropoda; Insecta; Lepidoptera; Pieridae. The transcript is spliced from 12 exons. Gene Ontology annotation, biological process: double-strand break repair via nonhomologous end joining; interstrand cross-link repair; protection from non-homologous end joining at telomere.